AAAAGGACCUGUCCUUCUUACAUGGAAGCAAGAAAUCAAACAAGUGCUUCAGAAUUCUUACUCCUGGGAUUUUCCCAAGACUCAGUGCCUCAACCCCUUCUCUUUGCUCUGUUCUUAUCCAUGUACCUGGUCACCAUGCUUGGGAACCUGCUCAUCAUCCUGGCCAUCAGCUGUGACUCCCACCUCCACACCCCCAUGUACUUCUUCCUCUCCAACUUGUCCUUUGCUGACAUAAGUUUUAUCUCCACCACAGUCCCUAAGAUGCUGAUGAACAUCCAAACACGGAGCAAAUCCAUCACCUAUGCAGGCUGCAUCACCCAGAUGUAUUUCUUUAUGGUUUUUGGAGGUAUGGACACUUUUCUCCUCACUGUGAUGGCCUAUGACCGGUUUGUGGCCAUCUGCCACCCCUUGCACUACCCAGUCAUCAUGAACCCACAGCUCUGUGGCCUCCUGGUUCUCAUAUCCUGGUUCAUCAGCUUGUCAUACUCCCUGACCCAGAGUCUGUUGAUACUACGGCUUUCCUUCUGCACCAACUGGGCAAUUCCACACUUUUACUGUGAACUUGCUAAGGCCCUCACCCUUGCCUGCUCAGACACAUUGGUCAAUCACAUCCUGCUAUAUAUAGUAACUAUCCUUCUUGGCAUCAUUCCCUUCUCUGGAAUCCUUUUCUCCUAUACCAGAAUCACCUCUUCAAUCCUGAGAAUCCCAUCAAAUAAUGGGAGGUACAAGGCAUUUUCUACCUGUGCAUCUCACCUGACUGUGGUUUCUUUAUUCUAUGGGGCAGGCCUUGGUGUGUAUCUCAGUUCUGAUGCAUCUUCCUGGAGGGGCAUGAUUGCCUCGGUGAUGUACACUGUGGUCACCCCAAUGCUGAACCCCUUCAUCUACAGCCUACGGAACAGGGACCUCAAGAGGGCUCUACAAACAGUUUUGGGGAGAACAAUCUACAUUCAGUGA
Molecule: messenger RNA, 954 nt
Organism: Mustela erminea (ermine)
Lineage: Eukaryota; Metazoa; Chordata; Mammalia; Carnivora; Mustelidae
Product: olfactory receptor 7D4-like
Exons: 2
Coding region: 22-954 (310 amino acids)
Biological process (GO): G protein-coupled receptor signaling pathway
Cellular component (GO): membrane
Molecular function (GO): olfactory receptor activity; G protein-coupled receptor activity
Source: RefSeq, a predicted model, not a curated record